This is a messenger RNA of Symbiodinium sp. CCMP2592, 534 nucleotides long. NCBI's taxonomy places the organism in Eukaryota, Dinophyceae, Suessiales, Symbiodiniaceae. The record is from the annotation of a GenBank genome assembly.
AUGGCUGCCGGCUAUACAACUGAUGGCUUGGCGGAAGAGUGGGAUAAUUUGGACGAUGUUCGUGGCCGCGUUCGGGGCGGGGGACUUCUAGAGGAUAUUUCCCUAGGAACAGACCCCUCGAAUCGCGUUGCUUCCUUGAACUCUUCAAUAGUGGUGCCACUGCUGGUGAGGCUUAGUCUUACAAGAGGCUUGCAGUUGCCAGCUGUGGACGGCCUACGUGCGCAAGUGAAGAAAUUUUACGAUAUGCACUCCCGGGAUGUUACGGAUUCUCAGAUCGACGACAGCGCGUGGUUCUGUAGACGAAUGGUUGUCUUCGUUAAGAUGAAGGCUCAGAAAAAGUUGGUGAGCAUGGACUCGACCUUUCAAGAUCUAUGUUUGAUUGUGCGGCCAGACCUCCAGGAUUUUGUGGAUCAGCUCCGUGCACAGCAACAGCCUGAUGAAGACGGCGAUCCAGCAUCGAUGGCAGAGGCGGCCUGGGGCAUACGAUCAGGUUGCUUAAGGCUUAGCGCCGUAGAUUCGUUUGAUGGUCUCUAA